This is a messenger RNA of Mizuhopecten yessoensis (Yesso scallop), 1803 nucleotides long. RefSeq names its product extensin-like. Bases 1 to 1803 code for a protein of 600 amino acids. The record is from RefSeq and is a predicted model, not a curated record. The transcript is spliced from 2 exons. Lineage: Eukaryota; Metazoa; Mollusca; Bivalvia; Pectinida; Pectinidae.
AUGCAUAGUCAACUUCCAUCCCAACCCAACCCCAUCCACCUCUUCCAUCCCGACCCCAUCCACCGUAACCAUCCCAACCCACCCACCUUUUCCGUCCCCAGCCCGACCUCCUCUUCUUUCUCCACCCCAUCCACCUCCUCCAUCCCAGCCCCAUCCACCUCCUCCAUCCAGCCCCCAUCCACCUCCUGCAUCCCAACCCCAUCCACCUCCACCAUCCAGACUCACCCACCUUUUCAAUCCCUACCCCAUCCACCUCUUCCAUCACCACCCACCCCACCUUUUCCGUCCCUGCCCCAUCCACCUCUUCCAUCCCGUCCCACCCCACCUCUUUCGUUAACACCCCAUUCAUCCCCUCCAUCCCAACCCCAUCCACCUCUUUCGUCAACAUCCCAACCACCUCCUCCAUCCCAACCCCAUCCACCUCCACCAUCCCAACUCACCCACCUUUUCAAUUCCUACCCUACCCACCUCUUCCAUCCCCACCGCAUCCACCUUUUCCGUCCCUGCCCCAUCUACCUCCACCAUCCCAACUCACCCACCUUUUCAAUUCCUACCCUACCCACCUCUUCCAUCCCCACCGCAUCCACCUUUUCCGUCCCUGCCCCAUCUACCUCCUCCAUCCCAACUCACCCACCUUUUCAAUUCCUACCCUACCCACCUCUUCCAUCCCCACCGCAUCCACCUUUUCCGUCCCUGCCCCAUCUACCUCCACCAUCCCAACUCCCCCUCCUUUUCAAUUCCUCCCCUACCCACCUCUUCCAUCCCCACCGCAUCCACCUUUUCCGUCCCUGCCCCAUCUACCUCCACCAUCCCAACUCCCCCUCCUUUUCAAUUCCUCCCCUACCCACCUCUUCCAUCCCCACCGCAUCCACCUUUUCCGUCCCUGCCCCAUCUACCUCCACCAUCCCAACUCCCCCUCCUUUUCAAUUCCUCCCCUACCCACCUCUUCCAUCCCCACCGCAUCCACCUUUUCCGUCCCUGCCCCAUCUACCUCCACCAUCCCAACUCCCCCUCCUUUUCAAUUCCUCCCCUACCCACCUCUUCCAUCCCCACCGCAUCCACCUUUUCCGUCCCUGCCCCAUCUACCUCCACCAUCCCAACUCACCCACCUUUUCAAUUCCUACCCUACCCACCUCUUCCAUCACAACCGCAUCCACCUUUUCCGUCCCCACACCAUCCACCUCCACCAUCCCAACCCACCCACCUUUUCCGUCCCUGCCCCAUCCACCUCUUCCAUCCCCACCCACCCCACCUCUUUCGGUAAAACCCCAUUCACCCCCCCCAUCCCAACCCCAUCCACCUCUUUCGUCAACAUCCCAACCACCUCCUCCAUCCCAACCCCAUCCACCUCCACCAUCCCAACUCACCCACCUUUUCAAUCCCUACCCCAUCCACCUCUUCCAUCACAACCGCAUCCACCUUUUCCGUCCCCACACCAUCCACCUCCACCAUCCCAACCCACCCACCUUUUCCGUCCCUGCCCCAUCCACCUCUUCCAUCCCCACCCACCCCACCUCUUUCGUUAACACCCCAUUCACCCCCUCCAUCCCUACACUAACCACCUCCUCCAUCCCCACCCCUCAUUUACCUCUUUCGUUAACACCCCAACCACCUCCACCAUCCCCACCCCUCAUCCACCUCUUCCGUCCCAGCGAGGACAUUUUCGUGGAAACACCCUUAUUAUUCCAAAAGGGGCCGUGCACCACCAUCCCCACUACGCCAUCCCCACCCCACCAUCCCCAUGGCUGGUGUCUGCACCACUACCUGACAGGUACCAAUACACCCUGUAUAUCAAAACUCUAA